UGUGAUGGUGGGCAAGUUAUUUAAAGCUGUUUCAUCUAUAAAGUGGGGAUAAUAAUAAAAUUUCCUUUACAAGAUUGUUGUGGAGACUGAAUGAGAUUAUAUGUAAAUUUAUUUUGUACACCUUAAAGUACUAGAUAAAUGCUAGCUAUUGUUAUUAACCAGUUGGUGCAAAUGAGAUGGAAGAGUCAUGAUGUGGCUGAUGUAGCACCAGAUAAUGUGCACCAAAUGGUGGGGUUCCGUCAUGUGAAGAAUUCACAAUGGCCAUUCUCUUUGACAAGAAGAGGUUACAAGACAAAAUGAAGAGAUAUAAUAGACACCAGGAAUGGUAAAUAUGAAAUAGAGUGGAAGAGCACAUAGCAAAGAAAGGGAUUUUAACAAUUAAUGAUUGAAAGAAGUUCCCUAGUGGAACCCAUAAUUAGUCAGGAGAAAGGAAAUAAAUACUCCAUGAAGUUGGGACAUGCUCUUAGUUGGCAGAUUAAAUCCUAAAAAGAAUUUAGCACCUAAAAGAGUUAGUUAUAAGAAGGAGAAAGGGAUGAUGGGAAUUGAGAGCAGAGGAUAGUGGGGGGAUAAGGAAAGAUACCAUGAAGUAUAGUAGGGGGAUCCGAGGAGAAACAGCACAUGGCAUGGGGGAGGGACAAAGGGAAAGAAACCAUGAGGCAGAUUUUCUGACCCAAAGGAGGGCAGCCAUGAUGACAUGAGUCAAAAGCAGAUUUAUAGGGGAAAGGUUUUUUUUUUUUUUUUUUUAAUAAUAAUCUUUUAUUUUCCAAGAUACAUGCAAAGAUAGCUCUCAACAUCCACUCUUGCAAAACCCUGGGUUUAUAUUUUUCUCUUUUCCUACAAAUCCAGUAUAGGUUAAACAUGUGCAAUUCUUCCAAACAUAUAUCCACACCUAUCAGGUAGUGGAAAUUUAACCUCAGAGACAUGACCGGCAUUUCUCACAGGAAAUAGCUGGGCUGUCCACGAACACCCCAGAGUGAGCUUCGGGGAUCUGAUAUACCUUGGGUUUCUGACUAGCCCACCUCCAGAGGUGACAGCUACUGAGAACCUCAUUACUUCAUGCGCCACUCAUUUUUCUCCUCAUCCCUUUCACUCUUUCCUUCUCUUUCCCCUUUCUUCACCUUCCAUCCGCUCAUUCUCCAAGCAUUUGCUACCGCACUACCCCUACAAAGACAAGAAUCCAACAGGGCUAGCCUUCAAACCGAAGGCAUUUACCGGGCCCAGCCUUGAUCUCUAAAUCUCAAUUUCUAAUCUAUAAAAUGAAGGGGUUAUAUUAAAAUGGCCUCUAAAGUCCCUUCCAACUCUUAUCUAGGAUCUUUCCUGGUUUUCCUUCUUCCCAAACUCUCCCGUUCUCAAAAUCCCAGCUCUAACCCCACAACGCACUUGGGAUGCAGAGUGCUACUGAGAUGGGGAGACUUCCGCAGCGUCCUAGAGAGGCGGGGGAGAGUGCCCUAUAGGGAGGGAGCGCCGCACGCACGCACGCCUCGCCUGCUCUCGGCCACGGCGCCUGGGCCUUACUUCCGGCGGCAGGCAGCGCCGCGGUCCUCUUCUGGCUCGGAUGCAUGCUAAAAUGAAGAAAUGGCAGCUCUUCAAGCAACAGAGUCCCCUCCUGGUUCGGCUUCUCUCAGCUGUUCAUCAUUUGAGACACAACAUGUUAACAGAAUGGUGUUCCACGAUUUCCAUGAAUCACAAUCCACUCCAUAUGCUCCCAAGGUUCCCACACUUCUCCUCAAGGAAAAUUCAGGAGACCAGGUGAUGGCAGCAGCACCCUUGACAACCAGGUCUCAGAUGCCCUUCCCCAUCUUUCUGUUGCUGCCAACUUUGCCCAUCAUCCUGGGGCAGCCUGGUGGAAUUAUCCCCAGGGUAGCAGGACCCUGUUGUUUUAGGAGUCGGUGAUGUUUGAGGAUAUGGCCAUAUAUCUCACACCAGAGGAGUGGGGGCAGCCCGACCCCACUGAGGGAGCCCUCUACAGGGAUAUGAUGCUGGAGAGCUGCGGAAAUGACAUCUUGUUGGGUGAUGGAUCUGAGACUGAAAACAUGGAGUCUCUUUCAAAUUUGGAAGCUUCUGAAGAUGUUGAAUCACAAGAGAAGUUAUCAUCUGAAUUCCCAAUAGCUCUUCCCCAAGGACCUGAUUUUGAAGAAGCUCUUAACAGUGAAUUCUAUACAUAUGAUAAGUGUAGGACUGCCUUCCAGUGGGGCUCACACCUUACUCAAAAUGAACAAAUUCAAAGGGAAGAAAAACCUUAUGAAUGUAAUGAUUGUGGAAAAGCUUUCAUGAGGAGCUCAGACCUUAUUCGUCAUCAGAGAACACAUAGUGAAGAAAAACCAUAUGAAUGCAGUGAAUGUGGCAAAGCCUUUAGACAGAGUUCAGGUCUUAGUCAACAUCAGAGAAUUCAUAGUGAAGAGAAACCAUAUGAGUGCAACAUUUGUGGGAAAGCCUUCAGGCAGAGUUCAGGCCUUAGUCAGCACCAGAGAAUUCAUGGUGGGAUAAAACCCUAUGAAUGUACUGAAUGUGGAAAAGCCUUUAGGUGCAACUCAGACCUUUCUAAACACCAGGAAAUUCAUAGUGGAUUAAAACCCUGUGAAUGUAAAGAAUGUGGGAAAGCCUUUAGGAGUACCUCUGACCUCAUUAAACAUCAGAGAAUUCAUAGUGGAGAAAAACCUUAUGAGUGUAAUGAAUGUGGGAAAGCCUUCAUGAGGAACUCCAGCCUUAUAAAGCAUCAGGGAAUCCAUACUGGAGUGAAACCCUAUGAAUGCAGUGAAUGUGGGAAAGCCUUCAGUCAGACUGCAGUCCUUAUUCAACAUCAGAGAAUUCAUAGUGGUGAGAAACCAUAUGAAUGCAGUGAAUGUGGGAGAGCCUUCACCAGGAAAUCAGACCUUAUUGUGCAUCAGAGAAUUCAUACUGGAGAGAAACCCUAUAAAUGUAAUGUAUGUGGAAAAGCCUUCAGCCGAACCUCAGUCCUUAUUGAACAUCAAAGAAUUCAUACAGGAGAGAAACCUUUUGAAUGUAAUGAAUGUAGAAAAGCUUUCAAGAGGAGAUCAGACCUUAUUCAACAUCAAAGAAUUCAUAGGGGAGAAAAGUUUUAUUCAUGUGAUCAGUGUGGAAAAACCUUUACUCAGAGCUCAGGUCUUAUUCAUCAUCAGAGAAUUCAUAAUGGAGAGAAUGUUUAUUAAGGUAAUGAAUAUGGGAAAGAUUUUAGCUGGAGCUCAGUCCUUAUUGAGCAUCAGAUAAAAACCCUAUGAAUGUUAUAAAUGUGAGCAAGCUUUUAGCAAAUUUGUGAUUUUGUUUUAUCCUGAUAUAUCACAAUGGAAUUAGCCGUCAGAGAUUUAUGAAUUUCUGGAAGUAGGAAUCACGUCUUUGUAACUCAUUUUAGAUAGCAUCAAGUCUAGUGCUACUUGCAGAUUGACUUUUAAUAAAGAUCUUUUAUAUUAGUGAUUGAUCUAGGUAACAAA
Molecule: messenger RNA, 3449 nt
Organism: Antechinus flavipes (yellow-footed antechinus)
Lineage: Eukaryota; Metazoa; Chordata; Mammalia; Dasyuromorphia; Dasyuridae
Product: zinc finger protein 501-like
Exons: 5
Coding region: 1893-3170 (425 amino acids)
Biological process (GO): regulation of transcription by RNA polymerase II
Cellular component (GO): nucleus
Molecular function (GO): RNA polymerase II cis-regulatory region sequence-specific DNA binding; DNA-binding transcription factor activity
Source: RefSeq, a predicted model, not a curated record